GAGAGUCGAGGCUCGAGAGGCGGUGCACGUUCGCUCUCUAUUAAUUCGCCCCCUUUUCCUGUUUUUCUCUGUUUAUUUCUUGCUUUCUGCUCGUCGUCGCCAAUUCGUCGGCGAAUCCGAGAGCUGGAAGAAGGAUAGUGAUGGCGGAGCAGGAGGAGAUAAAGGGCGUACAGGUCACGCCGGAGAAGGCUGCGGGCGAGACGGAGCCCGACGCCGUCGAGCUCACGGCGCCCGCGGGUUGGACCAAGAAGUUUGUGCUGAAUGAGGAUGGUACACCAAGAAGGAAUGAGAUCCUCUUCAUAUCACCAACUGGUGAGGAGAUUAAAAGCAGGAGACAAUUACAACAAUACUUGAAGGCACACCCUGGCAGCCCAUCUUCAGCUGAAUUUGACUGGAGAACUGGUGACACCCCAAGACGCUCAGCAAGAAUCAGGGAAAAAGCCAAGGCUGUGGAGGUCCCAGAAGAUGAAAAGCCUAAGAAGCGAGAAAGAAAAGCAAGCUCAAAGAAAGAAACCAAGGAGAAGGCUACUGAAGGAGAUGAAGCUUCUCCAGUGAAAGAGGACAUCACCACAGAAGUUAAAGAGGAUGUUUCGAUGCAAGAAGUUGCUGAUGUUGAAACUAAAGUUGAUGAUGAUGCAAAUAAAGCCAUAGAGGAGGGUGUUGCAGUUGGGGAAUCACUUAAUGAAAAGAAAGAAACCAAGGAGAAGGCUACUGAAGGAGAUGAAGCUUCUCCAGUGAAAGAGGACAUCACCACAGAAGUUAAAGAGGAUGUUUCGAUGCAGGAAGUUGCUGAUGUUGCAACUAAAGUUGAUGAUGAUGCAAAUAAAGCCAUAGAGGAGGGUGUUGCAGUUGGGGAAUCACUUAAUGAAAAGAAAGAUCCUGUCCUGGAAAGCAACGGAAGCGAUGAAAAUAAAACUGAGGCAAGUUCAGAGAAUAAAGAAGAAGCAACACCUAGAGCUGAACCUAUUGUAUCUUUGCCAGCGGAUGACAAAAACAGCAAACACAACUCUGAGGAGGCUUUUACAGGAAAGGAGAAACAUGAUGGAGAUAUUUCAACAGAUAAUAGCAAACACGAGGAUGCAGUCCUGAAGGAACUCCCUUCAGCUAGUUGUGGCGAUGCACAGCAUCUGCCGAAAGCUUCUCCAGUUAAUUGUUAAAACGGUAGAUGUUCAGCUAUACUGUGGCCUGUGGCACUGCCCUCAUCAUUCCUUAGCAUAUGAUGAACAAUGAACUAUUUUUUCCUCUUUAGUAUGAACUUAUUUAGUGACAGCUAGAGUUUAGUAGUCUAGCUGCUUCCAAUAAUGUAUGUUGGACCCUGAAAAGGCAACAUCUGAACAGGUUGUUGUAUCAUGCACCACUAAUAUAGAACCUAAUCCUUGAAAGAUUUGUUAGA
This is a messenger RNA of Zingiber officinale, 1393 nucleotides long. Its product is annotated as methyl-CpG-binding domain-containing protein 11-like. The record is from RefSeq and is a predicted model, not a curated record. The coding region runs from base 141 to 1157 and encodes 338 amino acids. The transcript is spliced from 3 exons. Gene Ontology annotation, molecular function: DNA binding. NCBI's taxonomy places the organism in Eukaryota, Viridiplantae, Streptophyta, Magnoliopsida, Zingiberales, Zingiberaceae.